Messenger RNA from Trichomycterus rosablanca, 1397 nucleotides. It is a transcript of the gene crppa, whose product is annotated as CDP-L-ribitol pyrophosphorylase A. The transcript has 10 exons. Gene Ontology annotation, cellular component: cytosol. Lineage: Eukaryota; Metazoa; Chordata; Actinopteri; Siluriformes; Trichomycteridae. The coding region runs from base 61 to 1293 and encodes 410 amino acids. Gene Ontology annotation, biological process: protein O-linked glycosylation via mannose; isoprenoid biosynthetic process. The record is from RefSeq and is a predicted model, not a curated record. Gene Ontology annotation, molecular function: D-ribitol-5-phosphate cytidylyltransferase activity.
AGAAAAACUAACAAUCCAGGAAGUUUCCCGAAACUCCUGACCGGCAGCAGUGUGGAAGAGAUGGGAGAGGAUUCGGUGCACUUCCCGGUGGCUGUAAUUCUACCAGCGGCUGGUUGUGGUGAAAGAACGGGGCUGCCAACACCAAAACAGUUCUGUACCUUCCUAAACAGACCUCUUAUUAGCUACACCAUUCAAACGUUUGAGAGAAUCCCGUGGAUUAAAACUAUCGUUGUUGUAGCUGCCAAGGAAAGCUAUGACCUAAUGCAGAACAUUGUUCACAAGUUUCAUCACUCAAAAGUGAAAGUGGUUGAAGGGGGAAAUACAAGACACCGGUCCAUCUUCAAUGGCCUGAAAGUGUUCAGUGAUAGCACAGAGUGUCCAGCUCUGCCAAAACCCAGAGUAGUCAUCAUCCAUGAUGCAGUGCGGCCAUUUGUAGAGGAAGACUUUUUACUGAAAAUCACACUUGCAGCCAAAGAGCAAGGGGCUUCUGGAGCCAUCCGGCCUCUCGUGUCCACAGUGAUUGCCACCACCUCUGAGGGUUACCUGGAUCAUUCUCUGGAGCGGGCAAAGUACAGAGCCAGUGAAAUGCCACAAGGUUUCCUCUAUGAUGUCAUCUAUCAGGCCUACCAACAAUGCAGCGAGCUUGACUUUGAGUUUGGCACAGAGUGCCUGCAUUUGGCCAUGCAGUACAGCGGCACCAGUGCCAAGCUCAUUGAGGGACCACCGACUCUGUGGAAAGUGACUUACAAGCGAGAUCUGGCUGCCGCAGAGUCUAUAAUCAAAGAGACCCUCUUGCUGUCAGCGUGCCUAAUCUCAGGAGCCAUGGCGGAAACUGCGGAACUGGCCAGUAAACUCCAAAAGAACCUGGCAGUCCACCACAUGACUGUGAACCUGGUCCCAUGUGUUAGGGGAAAUAAUGAGCUACUGUUAAAGACCAGGAACUUUAUUCAAAUAUCAGUAAUGGCCAGUGGGGCAUGUUUAUCUGCAACAGCAGAAAUGGUACAGAUGUUUGAGGAGACAAAUCAUGCUCUUUUAUAUCCGGUGGUUAUUAUAUGGGUUCAUUUAUACACAUCAGAAGAUACAUCACGCACACAAAAGAAUGAUGAGCUGACGGCCAUCAUGGAUCUAUCUACUAAGCUCAAACAGGGAAAUAUUUUACUCUACGGCAUUAAGAUUGUUUACUCAGAGGUUCCUGAGCAGUGGGAGAAGUCUGUAGAGAGACUAUCAGACAUAACAAUGUCUCUCCUCAGAGACAGAAACCCUGUCUUUACUGGACAGCUCUUACAGGCCUAAAACACCAGAUUCAUCAUCAUGCGUUGGACUGUUUUUAAUCGACAGUGUUAUGCAGCCCCAUAUACACAUUUAACUUUAUUAAAAAAGAUAAACACAUGUUUAAA